Messenger RNA from Mangifera indica (mango), 5139 nucleotides. Its product is annotated as probable disease resistance protein At4g27220. Gene Ontology annotation, molecular function: ADP binding; protein binding. The transcript is spliced from 10 exons. The coding region runs from base 562 to 4683 and encodes 1373 amino acids. The record is from RefSeq and is a predicted model, not a curated record. NCBI's taxonomy places the organism in Eukaryota, Viridiplantae, Streptophyta, Magnoliopsida, Sapindales, Anacardiaceae.
AAUACGAGUCAAAUUUACUUUCCAAAAUCUAAAAAGAAAAAAAAAAUUCGAAAUCCUUCCACUAGAGAAAUAAGUGCAGUACAACCUGUGUUGUUAUGUGGCUGCUUCCAUAAAUUGAAUUUUGUGAAACUUUCAUUUCUCUUUAUCAUCUUUACAUUUCUUCUCUUUCAAUCAUUCAGAAAUACUUUCACUCACAAACCUCUCUGAAACCACAUCCUUUGAUUCCUUCGGUUUGCGCCUUACUUGCCUUGUCACAAACCUCUCCGAAACUAGUUCCCCUGAUUUCUUCAGUUCGCACCCUCGUUGCUCUGUUGCUUUCUCUGUUUUACUUUCUUUAUUUCAGAAUCUUUUUGCCCUAUUUCUGGUUCUUUAAUUUGUUCUGUUUCAAUAUUUCUGAUUUCUUCAACCGAAAAAAAAAAAAAACAUUUUUGCUUUCAGUUGUUUCUCGAUUACUAGAAAGAAUUAUCAUUUCUCGUAUUUAUUGUUAAUUUCGGCAGUUGUAUUUUAAUUAUUUUCAUUUUCUUUACUUCUGUUUCUCAAACCUGAAAAAAGUUUUAAAAAAUGGUUGAUUGCGCCUGUAUCGCGACUGUGUUGAGUCCUGUCCUUCAGGUUGCCGGGUGGUUGGCUGCUCCGAUUGGGCGUCAAUUUGAGUACUUGUUCAACUACACUACCGAUUUCAAAAAUCUGGAAACGCAAGUUGAUGAGUUGAAGAAAAAAAGAGAAGAAGUUGAGCAUACGAUUAUUGCUGCUGAAAGAAAUAUGGAAGAGAUCAAUCAGAAUGUUAAGGAAUGGCAGAAAGAUGUGGAGAAGACCAUUACUGAAGCAGAGCGGCUGAUUAAAGAGAUGUGUAAGAGAUGUGCAAGAGAACAUUACCGUAUGGUUACUGAAGCUGAAAGAAAUAUGCAAGAGGGCGAACAAGAGCUUAAGGAUUUGCAUGUGGAUAAGACCAUUACUGAAGCAGAGCCGUUGAUUCCAGAGAAAGCAAACAACCGGAGAUGUUUCAAGGGAUUUUGCCCCAACUUCAUCUUUCACUACAAACAAAGCUGGAAAGCUUUUAAAUUGAAGCGGGAUGGUAUUGAUCGCCUCCUCCAAAAAGAGAAGGAAUUGGGUCCCUUUUCCAAACCUACUAAUCCACCGGAUCGCCGGUUUAUACCUCAUGAAGAUUAUUUGACUUUUGAAUCAAGAAACUCCUUGGAAAAGAAUGUAUGGGAUGCUUUAAAUGAUGAGAAUGUGUACAUGAUUGGUGUUUAUGGGAUGGGUGGUCUUGGGAAGACCACGCUUGUAGAGGAACUUUGUAGGAAAGCCGAGAAGCGCUUUGAUGACAUUGUUUUUGUUGAGGUUUCAGAGUCUCCCGAUGUAAAGAAGAUUCAGACAACAAUUGCAAAGAAAUUAGGUCUAGAAUUAAAAAAAGAAAACGAAAGCGACAGCGAAAGCGAAAUGGCAGAUAAGAUAUAUUAUAGAAUGAAGGACAAGAAUAUCCUUUUAAUUCUAGAUAAUAUUUGGGAACGUCUAGAACUUGAUAAGACGGUAGGAAUUCCUAGCAGAGCUGAUCGUGGAAAAAAUAAACUUUUGAUCACAACAAGAAACUUAGAUGUGUUGCAGAAGAUGGAUUCUGCACAUAAUUUUGAGAUGGGCAUUUUAAACGAAGAAGAAGCUUGGACCCUAUUCACCAAAAUGGCAGGAAAAGUUAUUCAAAAACAUGAUUUGCAUCCUCUACAAAAAGAUGUAUGCAAGGAGUGCGGAGGAUUACCUCUUGUCAUUAGUGCAAUAGCUAAAGCAUUAACAAACAAGUGUUAUCCAUCUGAUUGGGAGUGUGCAUUACAAGAUUUGAAAGGACUUUCAGAAGUAAAGUAUACAAGAUUCCUUGAAAAGGAAUAUAUGAAGAUUGGCUUAAGUUACAAAUAUUUAAGUGAUGAACUUAAGAAAACGUUUUUAAUUUCUAGUCUAAUGGAAAAUAAUACUUCCAUUUCAGACUUGUUCAAACAUGUUGUGUGCCUGAAUAUACUUGGCGGAGUUAAUUUGACAAUGGAAGGUGCACGAAAGAGACUAGAUAAAUUGGUUCGUGACCUCAAAGAUGCUUGUUUGUUACUUGACGGGUUCGAAAGCGGCCAAUUUGCUAUGCAUGAUGUUAUUCGUGAUGUUGCCAUAUUAUUUGCACAUGAGGAGUACCAUGUGUUUACAACAAGAAAUGAUGUUGAACGAGAUUGGAAGGAUAGAGACAAACUCAAGAAAUGCACAAAGAUUUCUUUACCUGGUAAAAGUACUAUUAUUAGUCAACUUUGGCCUAAUGAUUUGGCUUGUCCAAAUCUUGAAUAUUUCUAUAGGACUGAUAUGCAGAACUCUUCUUUUGAAAUCCCGGAGGACUUUUUCACGGUGAUGCCAAAUCUUAGAGUAUUGAAUUUGGUUGGACUACGGCAAAUGUCAUUGCCAUCAUCAAUUCAUCAUUUGACAAACCUUCAAACAUUGUGUUUAGAUUACAGCAACAUUGGAGGUGUUCCUAUUAUUGGAAAGCUUAAGAAGUUAAAGGUCCUUAGCUUGCGAAAUUCUUACAUUAAGGAGUUUCCUACGGAAGUGGGUCAAUUAACUGAACUAAGACUGUUAGAUUUGAGUGAUUGUUAUUAUUUGAAAGUUAUUGCUCCACAUGUGAUAUCAAAAUUAUCCAAUUUGGAAGAACUUUAUUUGAAGGAAUGUCUUAUUCAGUGGAAAAUUGAAGUACUUAGGGAAUUGAAGCUCUUGUCUAACCUUACCAGUGUAGAAUUGGAUAUUGAAGAUCACAAGGUUUUGCUUGAAGAAUUCUUUACUAGAAAACUUAUCAAGUACAAAAUAUCAGUGGGAAAUUGGUGGUACAAACAUCCAACAAUUUGUGAACAAGAGUGUUUGAGGAUAUUGAAAUUGAUAUUCAAUCCUACCAUCCACUUAGAAGAAUUAUGCGGAAUCAAGAAUGUUGAACUCUUAUGCUUAGCUGAAUAUUUGGAUGAUGAAGAUGAAGAUGAAGAUGAAGAUGAUGAGGAUGAGGACACUCUUGAGCAUUCAAAAUUCCAUUUGCAAUCCAAUGAAAUCACACCGCUUUUUAAUGAAAAGGUUAUCCUUCCUGAUUUAAAGGUCUUGGUAUUGAAGAAUAUUAUUUCUAGAAAGAUUUGGGACAGUGAACUUCCAUCAUCCUCCUUUCAAAAUUUGAAAGAAUUGAUAUUGUCGAGAUGUACGAAGAUAAAAUUUGUGUUUCCUUAUACCAUAACCAAAAACCUCCAACAACUCCAAUAUCUUAAGAUAAAGGAUUGUAUUGAUUUAGAGGAAAUUGUUGCUACAGAAGAAAUAACAGAAGCAGCUGCCAGUUUUGUCUUUCCUGAAGUAACCUUUUUGGAGCUUAAAAAUCUACCGAAACUUGCAACUUUUUAUCCUGGAAUACAUACUUUGGAAUGCCCAAAGUUGAAAAAGUUGGUGGUGAAAAAUUGUGACAAAUUUAAGAUGUUGAAUUCAGAAGCAAAUUCUUUGUGCUUGGACCAUAUGGUUCACUUUCGUGAUUUAGAGGUCUUAAAAUUGAAGAAUAUUAGUUUUGAAAAGAUUUGGGAUAACCAACUUUCAACUUCUUCUUAUCAAAGUUUGACACACUUGGCCUUAUUAGAAUGUGAUAAAAUAAAAUAUGUGUUCCCCUUAUCAAUAGCCAAAAGCCUCCAACAACUCCAAUACCUUGAGUUAACAAGUUGUAAGGUUUUAGAGAGAAUUGUUGCUCCAGAAGAAGGAACAGAAGCAAGUGUCAAUUUUUUCUUUCCGCAAGUAAGCACAAUGAAGCUUCAAUAUCUACCAGAGUUUACAGAUUUCUAUCCUGAAAUACAUACGUCAGAAUGGCCAAAAUUGAAAGAGUUGGUGGUCAAAGAUUGUCCUAAAUUUAAGAUGUUCACUUCAGAGGCAAAUUCUCUAUGCUUGGACCAAAAGGUUCACUUUUGCGAUUUAAAGAUCUUAGAAUUGAAGAAUAUUAGUUUUGAAAAGAUUUGUGAUAGCCAACUUUCAACUUCUUCUUAUCAAAAUUUGACACACUUGGCCUUAUUUGAAUGUGAUAAAAUAAAAUAUGUGUUUCCCUUGUCAAUAGCCAAAAGCCUCCAACAACUCCAAUACCUUGAGUUAACAAGUUGUAAGGUUUUAGAGAGAAUUGUUGCUCCAGAAGAAGGAACAGAAGCAGCUGUCAAUUUUUUCUUUCCACAGGUAAGCACAGUGAAGCUUUAUAAUCUACCAGAGUUUAUUGGGAUACAUACUUCAGAAUGGCUGAAAUUGAAAGAGUUGAUGGUCAAAGAUUGUCCUAAAUUUAAGAUGUUUACUUCAGAGUCAAAUUCCCUGUGUUUGGACCAAAAGGUGUCUUUUUCUGGUGUAGCACAUACUCCCAAUGUAUGUUCUCAACAUGACCUCACUAAAGCUGUUGUGCGAACCCUAAAUCAAGGAUCUAAUGUCAUUAGCAUGGACUUCCAUCCACAACAACAAACUAUUCUUUUAGUGGGGACAAAUGUUGGUGACAUUAGCCUUUGGGAGGUGGGAUCCCUGGCAAGGCUGGUACACAAGUCUUUCAAGGUUUGGGACAUAUCAGCUGCUUCGAUGCCAUUGCAGAUGGCUUUGUUGAAUGAUGCUCCGAUAUCAGUGAAUAGGAGUGUUUGGGGGCCAGAUGGACUUAUGCUUGGACCCAAGUUUAUGUAAGAAAGAAGGCUAAAACCGAAGCAAUGGGAAGAGAGGGAAGGGCAACAGGAAGCAAAGAUUCUGGAGCUUGACACCAAGUUGAAGCAGAUUCAGUUCAGGAUUCACAACAACUCAAGAAAAGGGCAAUAACAGAAUAACGGUUUCAACGGAAUGAGGGGACCACGGGUACAUUGAAGAAUGAUGUGGCAGCAGUUGAAGAUAGAAGUGAAUUGGAGGGAAAAGAGCAUUAUAUGAAGCGGGAAAGGAAAGGAAAGGAAAGUAAAGGGGUUAAGCAGAAAUUGAGGAAAUACAGGGAAUUUAGGGAGAGAUCCAGCCUCUCUAGUGCUGGAGUUGUAUGAGUGCUGAGGGAAGGGUUGUACUCUGUAUUGAUGAUUUGUAUCAGUAUUAUUGUUGUGGAAUAGUAGAGACCAGUAAUGAAUUCAAGAUUUCCUUUAAUCAUAAUUCUUCCAUAUAUCA